Archocentrus centrarchus (flier cichlid) is the source of this 1524-nucleotide messenger RNA. Its product is annotated as probable G-protein coupled receptor 148. Gene Ontology annotation, molecular function: olfactory receptor activity; odorant binding; G protein-coupled receptor activity. The coding region runs from base 181 to 1116 and encodes 311 amino acids. NCBI's taxonomy places the organism in Eukaryota, Metazoa, Chordata, Actinopteri, Cichliformes, Cichlidae. The transcript is spliced from 2 exons. The record is from RefSeq and is a predicted model, not a curated record. Gene Ontology annotation, cellular component: membrane. Gene Ontology annotation, biological process: G protein-coupled receptor signaling pathway; detection of chemical stimulus involved in sensory perception of smell.
GAGCCGGUCAGUGAGAUGAGUGAUACAGAGCACCCGUUUAUUUAUUUGAGCAUUAAUGGAUGUGCACCACAGGCAGGUUUUUCCAUUUUGAGCAUCAGGACUUUGCUGGAGAAAGUAGUGGCCAGCUCAUAAAACGCACCUCUGUCUCCAUCUGAAUUUCCUUCAUGACUCAGAAGUACAAUGACAUCAUCGAUGCAGAUUUCAAACCUCACACAGGAGUGGGUGGAGAUCCUGCAGAAGUGGCACCUGGAUUUUUUUUUCAUCCCUACAAUAGUCAUUACUCUUGCCACCUUGCUGGCCAGUCCUGUCCUCCUGGUGUGCAUUUUCCUGUCCCGUGCCUUGCGUCAGGAGACUCGUUACCUGCUACUGGCCAACACCCUGGUCUCCGACCUGUUUUUGAUCCUUCUUAACCUGACCAUAUUGAUUUGUAAUGCUGUGAGAGUGCCGAUGCCCUGGUUGGUUUGUGAGCUGGUCACAGCUCUCACUGUCACCACUUACUGCUGUGCCAUCUUCUCAGUCACUCUCAUGGUGGUCGACACCUAUGCUGCUGUUCGUUGGCCUCUCCGCUACCGUGACAUUAUUCCACCUUCCCUAACUUACUGCGUACUGGUAGUGGUGUGGGUGUUGGCAGCCGUAUACCCUUUCACAAUAAUGAUCAAGAUGCAGGUAGCGAAUGGGAAUUCCCAUGAAAGGAUAGUUGUGUGUCUGGUUCUCCUCUCCUUCGGUUUCAUUCAGGCCAAGAACACGACUAGGAUCUACAUCUACUUCUUUGUAGGUGUACUCAUCUGUUUACUGCUUAUUUCUUACUGCUACAUUCGGCUAUACAUGGUAACAAGGACACAGGGAAUCUGGGACAGUCGCUUCUCCAGGGCCAGGGUCACUCUGCUGGCCCACGGGGUUCUGCUCCUACUCUACUUUGCCCCCGGUGUCAUUUUUACCCUGGAGCUCUUUCUGUUCCAGAAAGAAAUAAGUCGGGAUGUUCGCGUGUGGAUCUCCACAGUCAAUAUGUGCGUUUUUAUGUUACUGCCCAGGGCAUUUGCUCCUUACCUGUAUGGGCUCAGGUACAGGGAGGUCUCAGACACUUUAAUGCUGUUGCUGCUGCAUCGGCACAGGUAACACAUAAAGAGCUGCCAUGUUUUUAAUGAUUUCUAAGUAGCCCUCUAUGAAAAAUAAUUGCUACUGCAAGGGCAAAACCAGAUUUUUAUCAGUAUAGUGUCUGCAUAUUUUAUCACAAUGCUAAGAAUCAAAUUCAAAUUCUCAUAAAGAAAUGCCACAGUUUAUGUUUGCCGACAGAUUUUAGAGAAUCCAGAACUCAAACUCUUCCUCAAACACCCGAUGUCCCGAAGGACAUGUCCUCUGUGUUCUAGUUAUAUUGGUAAUGCAACAUCACAGAUGUUUUGUUUAAAGCACUUAGCUUUCCUUCUAUUUCCUCUUUUUAUGUUUUGGACUGAGAGCUCUAUUACUGUUCUGUGGUUCCCAAUAAGAAGAUGCUGAACUCCUCUGCUUUAAAUGUAAUAUCUAACA